Messenger RNA from Triticum urartu, 962 nucleotides. RefSeq names its product xylem NAC domain 1 (gene XND1). The record is from RefSeq and is a predicted model, not a curated record. Gene Ontology annotation, molecular function: DNA binding. Gene Ontology annotation, biological process: regulation of DNA-templated transcription; system development. Lineage: Eukaryota; Viridiplantae; Streptophyta; Magnoliopsida; Poales; Poaceae.
AUACACACACGCAUACAACCCCUAUAAAUACUACUAAGAAACCACGUGAAGCAAGCACCCGUGCUCUCGUCUUCCUUCCUCACAGCCUUCCAUCUUCCUCUACUCUAUCUACUCCAGCAUAUAUGGGUGGAUCUACUAACCUUCCUCCUGGUUUCCACUUCUUCCCCUCCGACGAAGAACUCGUCAUCCAUUUCCUCCGGCGCAAGGCGGCUCUCCUCCCAUGCCGACCUGACAUCGUCCCUACACUGCCUCAGAAUCGCUACGAUCCAUGGGAGCUGAAUGGCAAAGCACUUCAAGCAGGGAACCAGUGGUACUUCUUUAGCCAAGCAACACAGAGUAGGGCCUCACGAAAUGGGUGCUGGAAUCCCAUCGGUGCUGAUGAGGCAGUAAGUAGUGGCGGCUCUCAUGUCGGCCUGAAGAAGACACUCGUCUUCUCCAUUGGGGAGCCCUUUCAGGCGACCAAAACCAACUGGGUUAUGCAUGAGUACCACUUACUUGACGGGAAUGUGGGUACCAGCACUUCAGGUAGUUCACGCAAGCGGUCUCACAAGAAGAAAGGCCAACCAGACAAAGAAUGCAGCAAUUGGGUGGUGUGUCGGGUGUUCGAGUCGAGCUACGAUUCGCAAGUGACCUUCCACGAGGAGGACAUGGAGCUUUCAUGCUUAGACGAGGUGUUCCUAUCCCUGGAUGACUAUGAUGAAGUCAGUUUGCCGAAGAAUUAGAACCUUUGCUAGCACAGUUGAGAGAAUGGGUUUUGUGCCUACCAUGCCAUCUGAUCAUGAUGAUACUCAUAAGAAAAACAUCUUUCUUAAUGAUCAAAUGAUCUGGUAGGUAUUAAACCUAAUUCACUCCAUCUAGACCAGAGAUGUAAUUAUUCUCCUCCAAGGUGUGUGAAACAAAUUUAAUAUAUUUUGACUACUAUGGAAUAUAAGUGUGUAAUGGCCUAAUGGCCACUCUUUCAA